This is a messenger RNA of Exophiala xenobiotica, 1537 nucleotides long. RefSeq lists its product as uncharacterized. The transcript is spliced from 2 exons. Gene Ontology annotation, biological process: regulation of transcription by RNA polymerase II. The record is from RefSeq and is a predicted model, not a curated record. NCBI's taxonomy places the organism in Eukaryota, Fungi, Ascomycota, Eurotiomycetes, Chaetothyriales, Herpotrichiellaceae. Gene Ontology annotation, molecular function: zinc ion binding; DNA-binding transcription activator activity, RNA polymerase II-specific. The coding region runs from base 151 to 1263 and encodes 370 amino acids.
UCCUUAUCCUCGCACUUCAUCUCAUGUCCAGCAAGGUCAAGUACGGUGCAUGUCUGUUCCUUUGCCCUUGCUUCGUUGGAGACAGCGUGUCAUGCGCUUGAUCCGCGUAAAUCUUCUCAUCCCAACGCCGAGGCUGAGCGCUUCGACCCGAUGCCCCGAAGAACUCACAAAAAGUCGCGCAAUGGCUGCCAGCAAUGCAAGCAGCGUCACAUCAAGUGUGACGAGGGACGACCAUGCUGCGUGAAUUGCAGAACAUCGAGCUUUCCAUGCACCUACACUGGCCCGGCCUCCGAUACACCAUGCGCACUCCUGACGCCGGCCCCGUCGGAGGGUCAUGCAUCGUCCACAGAGAUCGAUCAGCCGCCUCUCCCCUUGAACAUGGAGCAUCUACAGCUGCUACACCAUUUCGUGAUCGAUAUGCACACCAGUUUCAGCCUUGACCCGGAGUACCAGAAAUGUUUUCAGACCACGGUCAUCAAGCAGGCAUUUGCUCAUCCAUUUUUGAUGUAUGAGCUUCUGGCCAUCUCCGCCCUUCACAUCGGCCACACCGACCCAGGCCGUCGGGAUUACUACCACACUCGAUCGACGGAGCUCCAAAGUCUCGCUUGCAGCAAUUUCAACGCCACUCAAGAGGGCGUCAGUCGCGAUAACUGUACAGCCUUGAUGUUGUUCUCGUCUUUAUUGUCACUACAUGCUCUGGCAGAUCGGCACGGCAGUCACGCAUUGGAUUCAAGAGCAUAUCUGCAAAAGUUCCUCAACAGCCUGAAGCUUAUGCAAAGUAUAAGCACCCUUGUCAUGUCAACCUGGUACAGCUAUCUUUCCACGGAGUCCGAGAUCAAAAUCUUGUUGGACAUUGAAGAUAACUCUCAAUCACCAUGCAUCUACGAGGAGUGUCAACGUCUGACCGACCUGAUUCUGGAUUCUGACAUGGAGGAACCGGCGCGUGAAGCCUGCCUCAAGGCCACCCAACGUCUGCAAUGGUCCUUUGCCGUGGCUGGCAUGCCAUAUCAACUACAUUCCACGAUUCGAUUUGUUAUUGCAUGGCCUGUCCAGCUGUCGGAAGGAUACCUCAACCUUCUCUCGGACUUCAGAGCGGAAGCCCUGAUCAUCCUUGCCUAUUAUGCCGUUUUCAUGCAUCAGUAUCGUGAAACCUGGGCAGUUGGCAAUACGGGCGUCUUGCUUCUCAGCGCCAUCCGUGCUCAACUCGCAAGCAAAUGGCUUACCUGGUUGGAAUGGCCGUAUCGCAUGUUAAAUCUGGGCUGAAGGAUGUUUUACUCUACAACUUUUUGCAGCGUGAAUGCAUAGCUAACCCCCUAUCCUUGUGACACGGCUUCGAGACAGAUUCAGCGAUUGGAACAGGUCCAAUCUGCUGAAGAACUCUGCCGCUGGUGAGAACAAUCACGCGCAGCACAGUUUACAGGAUAAUCCUUCUCCUGGUUCUAGUGGAUGGCGCCGUAAUUCGGCAUGACGUCCAGACCGGAUCGCAAGGUCUGUCGUCUAUGCAAUGCCCAGUGACAACCCGACUGUAAGAUGUGAC